UCCGGAAGACGACACAGCAUGACGGAACUGUUGUUGGUGCCGAAUUAAUAACAUUAUUGUUUUAGGUACGGUAGUGGAACUUCAUAAUGUUGUCGAAUAACAGGCAAACAUAGCGACGGAAGUGAAGGUUUUUCCCACUGUUUGGUAAGUUGGAAGUCGGUCAUUUCAGCGUCGCGUUUUGGAUUCAAAGUCCAUGCAAACAUAACCUAGCUGCUCCACAUAUUAAAGUGCUGCAGCUCAUCGGAGGCUGGUUCAGGGUCAUCAUGGGCAAUGGAAUGAAUAAGGUUGUCGACGGGCUCUACCUUGGGAAUAUAAGAGAUGCAGAAAACAGAGAAAGUCUGUCUAAGAAUGGCAUCACCCACAUCCUGUCUGUGUACAACAAUGCUAAGCCAGUGUUUGAGGACAUGACGUACCUUUGUAUUCAUGCAGCUGAUGCUUCCAGCCAGAAUCUACUACAGCAUUUUAAAGAGUGCAUCAGCUUCAUCCAUGAAUGUCGCUUGAAUGGUGGCUCUUGUCUUGUUCACUGCCUUGCAGGUGUGUCCCGCAGCACUACCAUGGUGGUGGCCUACCUGAUGACUGUCACACACCACAGCUGGGAAGAUUGUCUGUCUGCUGUCAAGGCUGUUCGCUCUUUUGUCGGCCCAAACUAUGGCUUCCAGCAGCAGCUGCAGGAGUACCAAACGACACAAGUCUCAGAGUACCGAGCAUGGUUAAAGUCCAGUUUCCGUCCCAGUCCAUUCAAUGACCAGGAGCAGGUGGGGGCCCUGCUGAGCCAGUACACAGAGCAACAGGCGAGCCAGAGGAGAGGAGCAGACCAGCGCUGGAUAAAUCAGGGUGUAGGUGCUCUGCCGUCUAACUCUGAUGAUCCUGAAGGUAGCACCUGAAACAACGGCCUCUGGCCAUGCUAAAGUCCUGCCCAAUUCUGUCUGGAAAUGGCAGUAGCUGAUAUUCUGUACUCAAUUCCAAAUCAACCUUUAAGUUAUAUCCAACUUUAAGGCCUUUGUAUAACACUGAAAGCAUAAGAUGAAACAAAUGCCCCCUUAUAAGCCAAGCCUUUUUUUUUUUUUUUUUUUUUACAUUACUUUUUUUUGCAUCAUAGUCAUUUUCAAGCAGUGGAGGUUGAUUUAGAAUUGGGCUACUGACUCUAUUCACUACCAGUACCUCCCAUGCUCCCUUAAAGUGUACAGCCACAACAGGGGUAUCGGUGCUCACAGACGCCUUACUCUAAACACCUCAGCACCUUAGCCAUGAUGAAUACACCAUACUUCCAUGUGGUCACUUUACACUGUCAGUGUCCAGCUUGUUAGCCUUAAAGAUGUGACGGAUAAAUGCUGUCUUAAAGGAACAUUUUGUAUCUAAUUAUGAGGAUGACCCCUCUUUACCCUCUGACAACGAAAUUCACAAAUCUACAACUACUUUGACUGCAAUUAUUCUUACCAGUUAUUCUGACGUGUACCAGUUUGCAGUCCUGUCCACGCUCUGAAUAGUAAACUCUUUGAUCAACACUGCAGCUUUGGAAGUAAGCAUGCUUGUCAGGCUAACAGCAUAAACUUAAUGCAUAUAGAAAUAAAGUACCUCCCACUGAAACAAGCGCUACUGCUUGUCAAAUGUGUAGACACAAUUAACAUUGCAUGCACCAGUAAAAUACACAAUAACGAAACAAUGAUGCUGGCCACUUACAGAUGUUACAAUAAAUAUAUUACUGUUGCACAUCACUGCCCACGUAGUAAACAACAUUUGUUUACACCCAGUUGAAUGUUGUUCUUUCAGUGUAGUUGGUACUUUUUGUUUUAUUUGGGUCCUCUCAUGCUGUGUGUACGCUAUAUGUACCCUCGUCUGCAACAGAAUCCGUCACCAACAAUCCACAGUGAAACAUAGUGAGUUGAUAUCAGUUAACAUUGGCAGAUAGCCGGGGAGGAAAAGCUGUGAGUUGGUUCUGUCAGUUCCCAGCAGCUUUGUCCCAGCUAACAAAACUGCUGCUGACGCAUCUCUUAUCAAGCAGAGCAGCAGUUAACCCUAACCCGGCAACUGAUAUCAGAUAAGCCAGGGCUGCCAUUUGUUAACAAACUGUGGACUGAUUCAUAUCAUGGCCAUUUAGAGACAUGCAUCUAAGAGAAAUAUCUGGAGUAAGUUUCAAAAUUGGCAAAAGGUUCCUUUAAGUAAUACAUAACAGGGAAGCUACAUAAAGUAUUGCUGAGUAAAACUAUAACUACAUAUGAAGGACCUCUGCAAGUCUUCCUGAUUUUACUGAAGCUCUGGUUAUCUUUUUAUCUUUUUUGUGACAAAACUGAUUUUGAGGGAAUAUGUGUUAUAAAUUCAUGGGUAACGUUAAUUUUUUUAAUUGUGUAUUUAUGGAGUUUUUUUUUUUUUGGUUUUAUAAUAAAAUGCA
This is a messenger RNA of Seriola dumerili (greater amberjack), 2389 nucleotides long. It is a transcript of the gene dusp22a, whose product is annotated as dual specificity protein phosphatase 22-A-like. Gene Ontology annotation, cellular component: cytosol. The record is from RefSeq and is a predicted model, not a curated record. Gene Ontology annotation, molecular function: protein tyrosine/serine/threonine phosphatase activity. NCBI's taxonomy places the organism in Eukaryota, Metazoa, Chordata, Actinopteri, Carangiformes, Carangidae. Gene Ontology annotation, biological process: positive regulation of JNK cascade; regulation of cell population proliferation; protein dephosphorylation. The coding region runs from base 264 to 884 and encodes 206 amino acids. The transcript has 7 exons.